Hordeum vulgare subsp. vulgare (domesticated barley) is the source of this 1219-nucleotide messenger RNA. RefSeq names its product tetraspanin-8-like. The transcript is spliced from 2 exons. Bases 143 to 961 code for a protein of 272 amino acids. The record is from RefSeq and is a predicted model, not a curated record. NCBI's taxonomy places the organism in Eukaryota, Viridiplantae, Streptophyta, Magnoliopsida, Poales, Poaceae. Gene Ontology annotation, cellular component: plasma membrane; plasmodesma. Gene Ontology annotation, biological process: auxin-activated signaling pathway.
CACCACCAUCCCAAACCACACCGUGCGCCUCAUCCCCCCAAAAACCUUUCGAAAGGGAAAACCGCCUGCGCCAACCGAGGAACCGCCACCCAGCCCCUCCCCUCCAAGAAACCGCGAGACACCCACGCCGCCGGCGCCCAGGAUGGUGCGGCUGAGCAACACGGUGAUCGGGAUCCUGAACGCGGUGACGUUCCUGCUGUCGGUGCCGAUCCUGGCGGGCGGCAUCUGGCUGCGGGCGCGGGCCGACGGCACCGAGUGCGAGCGCUACCUGGCGGCGCCGUUCAUCGUGCUGGGGGUCUUCCUCAUGCUCGUAUCUGUCGCGGGGCUCGUCGGCGCCUGCUGCCGCGUCACGUGCCUCCUCUGGUUCUACCUCGUCGCCAUGUUCCUGCUCAUCGUCGUCCUCCUCGGCUUCACCGUCUUCGCCUUCGUCGUCACGCACAAGGGCACCGGCGAGGCCGUCUCCGGCCGCGGAUUCAAGGAGUACAGGCUCGGGGACUACUCAACCUGGCUGCAGCGGCGGCUGGAGGACGACAAGAACUGGAACAGGAUCAAGGGCUGCCUCCAGGACGCCAAGGUCUGCAAGUCCCUCGAGGACAGGAAGGAGACGCUCGACCAGUUCAUGGCCUCCGAUCUCUCCCCCAUCCAGUCCGGCUGCUGCAAGCCUCCGAUCAGCUGCGGCUUCACCUACCAAAACAGCACGCAGUGGACCGGGCCGGCCAAGUCGACGGAGCCCGACUGCAGCGCGUGGUCCAACGACGGGGCCUUCUGCUACGGCUGUCAGUCGUGCAAGGCCGGCGUGGUGGCCACCCUCAAGCGCAACUGGAAGCGCUCCGCCAUCAUCAACAUCGUCUUCCUCGUCUUCAUCGUCAUUGUCUACUCCGUCGGCUGCUGCGCCUUCAGGAACAACCGCAGGGAUCACCGCAAUGGCGGCGGGUACAAGCAGCAGGGCGCUUACGCUUGAUCGCUUCUUGGCUCGGUUACUUAUCACUUUGAUGGAUGCGAUCGUCGUGGCAUUGUCGUUCUCGUGUGUCUCUAGGAUGGCCUGAUCUAGCUUUGUACAGGCGAGAUUAUAUAUUCUGUUCUCUGAUCAUCUACUAGUUAGGUUCUACUCUAUGAUCAGCAGGAGGGUUGUGUAUAUUUUUUCAGUUCUUUGAUACUGUGGCAGACCAUUAUAUAUGUAACAGAUUAUUAUGGAGUUAUUUAUUUCAUAUUAUAUUUA